AUGUCGCGUCCUGAGGAUAUUCUCCCGCCCGAUCUCUUCUAUAACGACAAUGAAUCCCGCAAAUACACAACAUCCUCUCGUAUUCGGAACAUCCAGGCCGAAAUGACCCAGCGUGCCCUCGAACUGCUCGAUUUAAAAUCUCCAUCUCUCAUUCUGGACCUCGGCUGCGGUUCGGGCUUAUCGGGUGAGAUGCUGUCUGAAGUUUCUCCCGAAGAUGGUGGCCCACACACAUGGGUGGGCAUGGACAUUGCCCCUAGCAUGUUGGAUGUUGCCCUUCAGCGCGAGGUGGAGGGUGAUCUGUUCCUUGCAGACAUUGGGCAGGGUGUUCCUUUUCGCCCGGGUACUUUUGAUGCCGCCAUCAGUAUCAGUGCUAUUCAGUGGCUGUGCAAUGCUGAGACAAGCGACGUCAGCCCCGAAGGACGUCUGAAGCGAUUUUUCGAGGGCCUCUAUGCCAGUCUGCGUCGUGGCGGGCGUGCUGUGUGUCAAUUUUAUCCCAAGAACGAUAUCCAGCGAAGCAUGAUCAGCGGUGCAGCUAUCAAGGCUGGAUUCGGCGCCGGUAUGCUGGAGGAUGACCCCGGCACCAAGAACAGCAAGCUCUACCUGGUCUUGACCGUGGGCGGUGGUGGUCUCUCGGGUGACAUCACUGGUGUUGUCAACGGCAUGGACGACGUGAACGUUCUGGACGCGCGGAGGAAGGCGAUGGAAGUGAAGAAGGCGCGUGGUCCGCCCAGGAAGGGCGAUAAGGAGUGGAUUAUGAGGAAGAAGGAGCAGAUGCAGAAGAAGGGCAAGGUCGUCAAGGCAAACUCCAAGUACACGGGCCGCAAGCGACGCAUUGCGUUCUGA
This is a messenger RNA of Penicillium oxalicum, 843 nucleotides long. RefSeq names its product 18S rRNA methyltransferase BUD23. The coding region runs from base 1 to 843 and encodes 280 amino acids. Gene Ontology annotation, cellular component: nucleolus. NCBI's taxonomy places the organism in Eukaryota, Fungi, Ascomycota, Eurotiomycetes, Eurotiales, Aspergillaceae. Gene Ontology annotation, molecular function: rRNA (guanine) methyltransferase activity. The transcript is spliced from 2 exons. Gene Ontology annotation, biological process: rRNA (guanine-N7)-methylation. The record is from RefSeq and is a predicted model, not a curated record.